Molecule: messenger RNA, 348 nt
Organism: Strongylus vulgaris
Lineage: Eukaryota; Metazoa; Nematoda; Chromadorea; Rhabditida; Strongylidae
Source: the annotation of a GenBank genome assembly
AUUAGAGGGGCUGAUAUAGCUGCUGCACACGAAGAAGAGUAUAGAGAGAAAUAUAAGCAAAAGCAUGCUAAAGAUGAAUCUGUCGAGGAUGGCAAUAGCACAGGUGGCUCCACUGGUGCUGGAGAAACUCACAUCGAAGACACUGUUACCGAGGAAAUCACAAUGGCUGAAGUGCGGAAACGUUUAAGAGAUAGGGGACAACCAAUCUGUUUGUUUGGAGAGGAUGAACAACAUAUCCGUGCCCGAUUGCUAAAACUAGAAAUUGAGCAGCCUGACAUGAAGGAAGGCUGGAAGAACGAACUGCAGUCUGCUAUGCGCGACGUGGACGAAGAGUUGGUCAAGGAGUAA